Pediculus humanus corporis (human body louse) is the source of this 1032-nucleotide messenger RNA. RefSeq names its product short-chain dehydrogenase, putative. Bases 1 to 1032 code for a protein of 343 amino acids. Gene Ontology annotation, molecular function: oxidoreductase activity, acting on the CH-OH group of donors, NAD or NADP as acceptor. Gene Ontology annotation, cellular component: lipid droplet. The record is from RefSeq and is a predicted model, not a curated record. The transcript is spliced from 6 exons. NCBI's taxonomy places the organism in Eukaryota, Metazoa, Arthropoda, Insecta, Psocodea, Pediculidae.
AUGAGCAAGCUCAAAGAAAAUAUAACUGAUAUUGUUGUAUUUUUAUGUUACGCCGUUUAUUAUAUCCUCGAUGCAAUUAUUCAUUAUUUUCUACCAUUCAAACUAACUAAGAAAAACAUAUCGAAAGAUAUUGUUUUGGUAACCGGUGGAGGAGGAGGUUUGGGAAGGCUCCUUGCAGAAAAAUUUUCAGAAUUGGGAUGUACAAUUAUUGUUUGGGACAUAAAUGCUGAAGGCAACGAAACGGUGACCAAAGUCAAAUCCCUUGGAGGUAACGCACAUGGAUACACGUGUGAUAUAACAAAUAGAGAAAUGGUUUAUGAAACGGCUAAAAAAGUUGAAAAACAAGUCGGAAAGGUAACCAUACUCGUUAAUAAUGCUGGAAUCGUUUCUGGAAGACCCCUUUUAGAGACUCCAGAUAGUUUAAUUCAAAAAACAUUCGACGUAAAUGUUAUUUCACAUUUUUGGACAACCAAAGCAUUCCUCCCUGGAAUGAUAGAUUUAAAAAGGGGUCACAUAGUUACCAUUGCUAGCAUGGCAGGAACUGUUGGUAUGACCAAAUUAGUAGAUUAUUGUUCUUCAAAAUUUGCCGCUGUUGGUUUUGAUGAAUCUCUUAGAGUCGAAUUAGAAUCUCAUGGUCAUUUAAACAUUCAUACAACUGCAGUUUGUCCUUAUUUUAUUAAAAGUACCGGAAUGUUUGAUGGCGUUGAUACAAGAUUAGUUCCAAUAUUGGAUGCUUCGUAUGUUGCUGAAAAAGUUGUAAAAGCAGUAAUAACCAAUCAAAAACAAGUUUUUCUACCUUGGUUUUUUAAAUUUCUUAUUUGCAUUAAAGGAAUCGUACCGUGGGUUGUUGUAUCAAUGGCAUUAAAAACUCUCGUUCACGAUGCACAUCCUGAUCACCUUUUCAAUCAUCCCAAAACAGGUUUGGUGAAAACAUUAUCUGGAUACGAUGAAAAAAAUUCAUCCAUAUUAGAAACGGCUAAAAAUAUUGAACAUGAAUAUAGAGACAGUUCUAUAAUCGAAAGGAAGCCAUAA